UGCGCCGCACGCAGCUGCGUGCGCCCGCCCUCCCCGAGAGCCUGCUGUCUGAGCUAGGCCAGGGUGGCCCAACCUUUCCCUCCCAGUUUGGGGCAGAGGAAGCCGAAAGUAGCUUCAGCGAGGUGAAGCGCCCGGGGCUGGCAGAGGACUGAUCAGAACUUUGCUGAGAUCGGGAUGUGUGGGGCGAGGCCGUAAGGACUUGACUCACCUUCUCCAUCCCCUUUUCUCCCCCACUUCCCAUCCAGUGGGCUCCGUGCCUCCAGCUGUCAGCCCCCGAUUUCCUGGCAGGGUGUGGCGACCCCGAUUUCUGUUUGCAAGCACAGCCAGGAGUCCAAGAGCCAGGUCCCAAGGCUGGAUAUCUUUUGCCAGCAGUCCAAGAGCCAGAUCCCAAGGCUGGAUAUCUUUUGCCUCGGCUGCUAGCCCGGGCCUCAGAGUCUUGAGUGCAGGCGACUGAGCGUGGGCCCGAGGGAAGUGCCAUACACCAUGGCUGACCGGCAGGCGGGCCCGGCGGCGGGGGACUGGGAGAUCGAUGUGGAGAGCCUGGAGAUGGAGGAGGACAGCCACAGGGCGCCGCCGCGAACGCCGCCAGGGCCCACCCAGCCGCCGGCAGACGGGGACUGCGAGGACGAGGAGGACGAGGACGAGGAAGACGACGACGGGGAGUUCGAGGGCGAAGGCGAGGAGGCGGGCGCGUCCCCAGGGGUGUCCGGCAGGCCAGAGAAUCAGGGGAGCCUGCCGCUGAGGCCGCCUGCGUCGUCGCAGGCCUCGCAGGCCCUCGCGGGGCAUGCAGAGCGCGGCACGAACGCGGGAGGCUGCGUGGAGCCACGGAAGCUGAGCCGCACGCCGAAGUGCGCGCGCUGCCGCAACCACGGCGUAGUGUCCUGCCUCAAGGGCCACAAGCGCUUCUGCCGCUGGCGCGACUGCCAGUGCGCCAACUGCCUGCUGGUGGUGGAGCGGCAGCGCGUCAUGGCCGCCCAGGUGGCGCUCCGGAGGCAGCAGGCCACCGAGGACAAGAAGGGGCUUUCCGGGAAACAGAAUAACUUCGAUCGCAAAGCUGUGUAUCAGAGGCAAAUCAGGGCACCCAGUUUGCUGGCCAAAAGUAUUUUAGAAGGCUACCGCCCCAUUCCAGCAGAGACUUAUGUGGGAGGGAGCUUACCUCUACCUCCCCCCGUAAGUGACCGGAUGAGAAAAAGGCGGGCCUUUGCUGAUAAAGAGUUGGAGAACAUUAUGCUGGAGAGAGAAUAUAAAGAGAGGGAGAUGUUGGAAGCUUCCCAAGCUGCUGCCUUGUUCCUGCCCAACCGCAUGGUGCAUGGACCUGAAUACAAUUCCUACAAAGGUGCCUACAACCCCACCCCAGUGGAACCGCCAAGCAAAGACUUCUGUAACUUUUUGCCCACUUGCCUUGAUCUAACCAUGCAGUAUUCAGGGUCUGGGAAUAUGGAACUAAUUUCUUCCAAUGUCAGUGUGGCCACGACUUACAGACAGUAUCCCUUGUCCUCAAGAUUUUUAGUUUGGCCCAAGUGUGGCCCAAUUAGUGACACUCUCCUCUACCAGCAAUGCCUGCUAAAUGCCACCACCUCAGUUCAAGCCCUGAAACCUGGGGCCAGCUGGGACUUGAAGGGAAUACAAGUCCAGGAUGGGCUCGGUACAGAACAUGAUAUGUUGCCACCCAAAUUGGAAGGCUCUCUGGUGCUGCCUCACACUUCUGAGGUCCAGACCUCAAGAACUGACCUUCAGGGUCACCAGGCUGUUCCUGAGAGGUCUGCAUUCUCCCCACCCCGACGGAAUUUCUCUCCGAUUGUUGACACGGACUCCCUGGCAGCUCAAGGGCACGUCUUAACCAAGAUCAGCAAAGAAAGCACCAGGCACCCUCUACCACUUAAACAUAAUCCAUUCCACUCACUAUUCCAGCAAACUCUUAAUGACAAAUCAGGCCCUGAGUUGAAAACACCAUUUGUCAAAGAGGCCUUUGAAGAGGCCCCUAAGAAACACAGAGAGUGUUUAGUCAAGGAGAACCAGAAAUACACUUUUACAAUAGAUAGAUGCGCAAAAGACCUUUUUGUAGCCAAACAAGUUGGAACAAAACUCUCGGUGAAUGAACCGCUGUCAUUUUCUGUUGAGUCUAUUCUCAAGAGGCCUUCAUCUGCCAUCACUCAUGUCUCUCAGUGAAAGGCUGCUUAAAUGGAAAGCUGGAUUUUCUGCAGUCUCAGAGGGUUCUUACCAGUCGCUAAUUUUCUUUUUCAGAAAAAAAGUUUAAGAUGUUUGUAUAAAGAAAUUUGUAAUGUAAAUGAUGGCGAUUUAAAAAUUCUAUAUAUUCAUAUGCAUGUACUUUUUCUCACCACAUAAAUAUAUUUAAAGAUGGAAUUGCUCAUGUGCAAGUUGUAAAGUUCUAAGCUUUACACAUUAUUUCUAGAAGCAAUAAAAUUGACAUUGUCUUCUAAAAGACUCAGUAUUUGCUGAAGUAAAUAGUUGUCUCUGUCUAGGUGGAAAAGCUAGUGUCGAUGAAAUGUGAUCUUUAUUUUUCUAUGAUUCUGUGUAUUUUCAAGUGCUCUUAAGGGUUGCUGGGGGCCAAACUAAUGCUUCAGUUUUUGCAUUUUGGAGGGCAUGUAAAUGUAGCUAUUCAAGACUGAGACAAAAAUAACUUUAUGGAGAACAUAGGGAAGAUUUGCAUGUUUAUAGAAUCAUAAUUUCAUGUGAUUGGACAAAAUUGUAUUAA
Messenger RNA from Rhinolophus ferrumequinum (greater horseshoe bat), 2716 nucleotides. RefSeq names its product doublesex and mab-3 related transcription factor 2 (gene DMRT2). Gene Ontology annotation, cellular component: nucleus. Bases 484 to 2169 code for a protein of 561 amino acids. The record is from RefSeq and is a predicted model, not a curated record. NCBI's taxonomy places the organism in Eukaryota, Metazoa, Chordata, Mammalia, Chiroptera, Rhinolophidae. The transcript is spliced from 4 exons. Gene Ontology annotation, molecular function: RNA polymerase II cis-regulatory region sequence-specific DNA binding; DNA-binding transcription factor activity, RNA polymerase II-specific. Gene Ontology annotation, biological process: regulation of transcription by RNA polymerase II; sex differentiation.